Marchantia polymorpha subsp. ruderalis is the source of this 824-nucleotide messenger RNA. The record is from the annotation of a GenBank genome assembly. NCBI's taxonomy places the organism in Eukaryota, Viridiplantae, Streptophyta, Marchantiopsida, Marchantiales, Marchantiaceae.
CGCUCGUGUUUCGUUUUCUUCUCGUGUGCCUUUACUGGAUAAAAAAAUCAAAAGGUGACUGCAUUGGAGGUCCGCCGGAGCUUCGGUGAGAGAUUAUUCUAAAUUGUUCCAGGAGUGCGAAAUGUUUUGUGCUCAUCCCUUUUCUUCGUCGACCUCAACCCAAAGGGUGUCGUCAUAGGCCAACAUAGGCCCACGACCCCCGGGACAUAGAAGAAGACGACACACUUCCAUCAGGAGAAGUCUUCAUAAGCAGCAAGAAAGGAAACAUAGUCUUCAUUGCACCAGAUUCUAUGGCUCGAAUGACGUCUAUCUGGGGUCCGGAUGCUGCACAGUUCAACCCAGAUCGUUGGCUGCAGAGUGGCAAACUGGCGCCAGCAUCUGACAGCAAGUUCGUGACGUUCCAGGCGGGUCUUUAUACUGGCGCUGUGAAAGAUUUGACUUACCAGAGUUGCAAGGUAGCAGCAGCUAUUCUCGUUCGGUUUUUCGAAUUUAUCCGCGCGUGUCCCGUCAAUCGUCCUCCCGAAUAUAGUAUGACGUCCACAUUGGUGAAGGAGAGCGGCCGUCAAAUGUAUCCUCGUUUGAAGGAAAAAAUGGGAGCUACUAUUUAGUUGCGAUAUUAGUUGUGGAGGAAGUUCGUUCCAGUUUAGAUGGCUUUGGCUUUGAAGGACCAAAUGGGAGCUACAAUCCCACAAUGAAAAAUGUAUUGGAUCUUGCAUGUGGUCUCAUAGGGUUUUCUCUCACGUUUAGGUGCUCUGUUUUUGCAUCGAAUGUUUAUUGCAGAGCUGUAUCAAAUACUCGUGGAAUUUUACAUGCUGCAACUUGGG